UGAAUAAUUGACUUUGACCAAAGAGAAAGAGGAAGGAAGAAAAGUCACACUUUCCUAUCUUCUUCCUUUACCUUUCUCUUCUCAUACAUACAUGUUGUUGCUGUUCCUCUUCAGCUUACAAUAAAAAGCCCUUCUCAUCCAUUCCUUACUCUCUCAUCGUAUUUCAAUCGAGUUCUUCUCGAUCUCUACUCUUACUUUCAACAACAACAAUUAAACCUUAUUUCAUCCACUGUUACUAUUUCAUUUCUACAAUUCUAAAGGAUUUAGAGCAUGUGCAGUGGUUCCAAAAGUAAACUUUCUUCCUCAGACUACGGUAUGGAGAAUAAGCUUCAGAAGGGUAUUCACAACUCCUCAAUCUUGCUUGAAUUAUCUGCAUCUGAUGAUUUUGAAGCUUUCAAAAGAGAAGUAGAUGAGAAGGGUUUGGAUGUAAAUGAAGAAGGCUUUUGGUAUGGUAGAAGAAUUGGGUCAAAGAAGAUGGGAUCUGAAAAGAGGACUCCACUCAUGAUUGCUUCCUUGUUUGGAAGCACUGAGGUGCUCAAGUAUAUUAUUUUGACAGGAAAGGUUGAUGUCAACAGAGUUUGUGGUUCUGAUAUGGCCACUGCUCUUCAUUGUGCUGUUGCUGGUGGUUCCGAAUUCUCGCUUGAGAUUGUUAAGCUCUUGCUUGAUGCUGGUGCAGAUGCUGAUUGUCUUGAUGCUAGUGGAAAUAAACCGGUUGAUCUGAUUGUUCCUGCCUUUAAUUAUUUGUCAAAAUCACGUAGGAAGGUGUUGGAGUUGUUUCUGAGAGGUGGUGUGUGUGAUGAACUUGUCCUAGGAGAGAUGGAUGAUCCUUUUUCGUUGAAUGAAGGUUUGGAGAAAAAAGAAAAAGAAGGUGGUGAUAAGAAAGAAUAUCCUAUUGAUAUAUCGUUGCCUGACAUAAACAACGGUGUGUAUGGAUCGGACGAGUUUAGGAUGUACAGUUUCAAGGUGAAGCCGUGCUCGAGGGCUUACUCUCAUGAUUGGACUGAGUGUCCUUUUGUUCAUCCAGGUGAGAAUGCAAGGAGGAGAGACCCAAAGAAAUACCCUUACAGCUGUGUUCCCUGCCCCGAGUUUCGCAAAGGGUCCUGUCAGAAAGGAGAUUCUUGUGAGUAUGCACACGGUGUUUUCGAGUCAUGGCUACAUCCUGCCCAAUAUCGAACAAGGCUUUGCAAAGACGAGACUGGCUGCAAUAGAAAAGUCUGCUUCUUUGCUCACAAACCCGAAGAGUUGCGCCCCGUGUAUGCCUCCACAGGAUCAGCUAUGCCUUCCCCAAAAUCUUAUUCAGCUAGUGCAAUUGACAUGACAUCGAUGAGUCCGUUGGCUCUUAGUUCCUCAUCUUUGCCUAUGUCAACUGUUUCAACACCUCCCAUGUCUCCCUUGGCAGCUUCAUCAUCUCCCAAGAGUGGAAACUUGUGGCAGAACAAACUAAACUUCACUCCACCAUCAUUGCAGCUCUCAGGUAGCCGCUUGAAGAGUGCUUUGAGUGCCAGGGAUAUGGAUCUUGAGAUGGAACUGCUCGGUCUGGACAGUCCUCGUCGUCAACAACAGCAACAACAGCAACAGCAACAACAAUUGAUUGAAGAGAUUGCAAGAAUCUCUUCUCCAUCUUUCCGGAGCAAGGAAUUCAACAGGAUUGCUGAUUUGAAUCCAACAAACCUUGACGACCUGUUAGCAUCUACUGAUCCUUCUUUACUAUCUCAACUACACGGACUCUCUAUGCAACCUUCAACACCGACACAGAUGCAAUCAUCUCCAAGUGCAAUGCAGAUGCGCCAGAACAUGAACCACCUCCGUGCAAGUUAUCCAUCCAACAUGCCUUCCUCUCCAGUGAGGAAACCCUCAGCAUACGGGUUCGAUUCAUCAGCUGCUGUGGCAGCUGCAGUGAUGAAUUCCAGGUCAGCUGCCUUCGCAAAGCAGCGCAGCCAAAGUUUCAUCGACCGUGGCGCAGCAACCAACCACCAUAUUGGGAUGUCUUCGCCUUCCAACCCUUCUUGCAGGGUGUCCUCAGGCUUUUCCGAUUGGAAUUCUCCCACGGGGAAACUCGAUUGGGGUGUAAAUGGAGAUGAGCUAAGCAAGCUGAGGAAAUCUGCUUCUUUUGGGUUCAGAAACAAUGGAGUAGCAGCAACUGCAUCCCCAACAGCACAUUCAGGACAUGCUGAACCUGAUGUCUCUUGGGUUAAUUCAUUGGUUAAGGAUGUUCCUUCUGAGAAUUCUGAGAUGUAUGGCGCCGAGAGGAUGCGACAGCAGCAGCAGCAGCAGCAGCAAUAUGAUCUGAGUAGAGAGAUGCUUCCACCAUGGAUGGUGGAGCAGAUGUAUAUAGAGCAAGAGCAGAUGGUAGCAUGAGUCAAAUGCAGCCAUGGCAAAACUUCUUGGUUAUUCUGACAGUUUUUAUUUAUUUAAUUAUUUUAUUUAUUAAUUUGAACUGUUACUACUAUCCAACAUUUACAUAUAGUAUAAUUAGGUCCAAAGAACAAAAUUCAUGUUAAUCUUCCAGAGAUUUGAAGAGUUCCAACUUCUAGAUCAGGAAAGACUUGGAAAAACAUUGGAUGAAGCAACGGUGCUGAAUUUUUUAUUGUAUUAUAUAAUUUAUUAUUAUUGCCCCUUUUCUCUGGUGGGUCAAUGUAUUUUCUUUAGCAAGAGAACAAAGUAUUUGUCAUCGAUUAAGCAGUAAACUUUUUUUAAUACAUAUUGUUGUGCCUCCAAUAUCAAUGCCUAUCCAUUAUUGUGAAA
This is a messenger RNA of Cicer arietinum (chickpea), 2745 nucleotides long. Its product is annotated as zinc finger CCCH domain-containing protein 29. NCBI's taxonomy places the organism in Eukaryota, Viridiplantae, Streptophyta, Magnoliopsida, Fabales, Fabaceae. The record is from RefSeq and is a predicted model, not a curated record. Gene Ontology annotation, molecular function: protein binding; metal ion binding.